This is a messenger RNA of Nothobranchius furzeri (turquoise killifish), 2364 nucleotides long. RefSeq names its product calcium modulating ligand (gene camlg). NCBI's taxonomy places the organism in Eukaryota, Metazoa, Chordata, Actinopteri, Cyprinodontiformes, Nothobranchiidae. Gene Ontology annotation, cellular component: GET complex. The record is from RefSeq and is a predicted model, not a curated record. Gene Ontology annotation, biological process: tail-anchored membrane protein insertion into ER membrane.
UAACAGAUUGCUACUUAAAUAUAAAAUGACAUGUGUUUUUUUUCCACCUGCAAGGCGGUGUUCAGGGAUGAAAAUCCCAAUAAACCAUCUCGUCAUUCUUUGCGCAGAAUUGUUACGUCAUCGGCGUGCGACCUCUUUUCGGUCCAUUCUGUUAUGUUUACCGUCUGAUUCAGCUCGUGUAGACUUUUGUUUCGCCGUUAACGAGCAGUUGACUCGCCAGUUUCGUGUUCUGUAGUUUCACAUUGGAGUCGGAGUUAAUUUGAGUCAUUUAUCAACAUGGAGGCCAGCGAGGAGAAGACAGAGAAACCCAGCUCCGGCGUGUCUGCGGCGCAGCGGAGAGCUGAGCUUCGAAGAAGAAAACUGCUCAUGAAUUCAGAGGACAGGAUGAACAGAAUCGUGGGUUUCGCUAAAAACGACUCUGACAACAGCGGAUCCUCCCGACGACCCACAGAACCCCGCUUUCACCUUGAUCUGGACAGGACACAGCCGUGGUCUUCGUCCUCCCCUUCCCCGAGACCGCCUCCCUUCCUGCCAGAGGCUUCGAUUCAUGGCAGCCGCUCCCACUCUUCCACCCCAGAGAGACGAGGCUCACCCCUGCCAGACAGCAGCGAGUUGCCCGGAGCAUCUCUGGAAGACGAAAUGGGAGGUCUCAGGCAGCGAGCAAAGCUGGAGCGAGGAGAUGAUCUCAGUGGCUCCCCACGUCGGAGCCUCCAACAGUAUUUAUCACGCUUUGACGAUGCUAUGAAACUCCGGAGUCAGCUGGCCAACGAUAAGCAGGCUCAAGAUGGAGGUUCUGACUCGGAGGAGCUGGAUCCGUUCAGAAUCUUUAGACUUAUUGGCAGCGUCCUCCUCGCUGUGUUUGUCAGGGUGUUUGUCUGCAAGUAUCUGUCAAUAUUUGCUCCAUUUCUGACCCUUGAACUGGCCUACAUGGGAUUGUCCAAAUACUUUCCAAAGGUAGAGAAGAAAACCCAAACCACUGUGCUAACUGCUGCCCUGCUACUGUCUGGCAUCCCCGCUGAGGUCAUCAGUCGCUCCAUGGACACCUACAGGAGGAUGGGGGACGUCUUCUCUGACCUCUGCGUCUACUUCUUCACAUUCAUCAUCUCUCAUGAAAUCGUGUUGCUCAUUGCCUCAGAGGCUCCCUGAUAGUAGACCCCUCACUUGCCCCUCUCUCCCUACCCCAACAAGGCAUGCUCUUCAGCUCCCUCUGGUGCUUGUUUCCUGUCAUUUACUAAUCUGCUGCCUUAUGAAGAAGGCUGCACACCACCUGGAUGGGUGUUUGUAGUUUCAGCUCUUCUCUUACUGAGUACUUUUGACUAUCAGUGUUUUAAGCUCUGUAAUAAGAUAAUGUGCUUGAAGAUCUGAGUUUCACUCUGGAUAAUCAAAUUUGGUGAAAAUUUAACAAAAAUGCAUUUUUUUUCUCUGCUGAUAUCCAUUUAAAACAAGGCUUGGCACCCUUUUUGAACAAUAAUGUGAUGACAUCACAUACUUUAUGGAGAGAUGCAGAUGAAUAAAUCUUGUUUAACUAGAUUUCAGAGUAAUAUUUUAAGUUGUUUCUUUUAGUUCUGUGAUUACGUUGAUCAAUCUCAAAAAGUUGAUAUAACAUCUCAUCUGAGCAGCAAAAGUACAUCUAAAAUCUCAUUUGACCUUAAAGGAGAUAUGGAAACAUGUUUUGCUGUCAUGUAUCAUGUAAACUUACAAAAUUUUUUAUUUUUGUCAUUUUUCUUAUCCGUUAAAAGUCAUAGUGACGAAGGAACUUGGAAGCCUUGAACAUGGAUUUGAAAACUGUGGAUUGUUGCGUUGAUAUGAACUCUGUUUAACUUGAGUCAUGUAAGUCAUUUGUGUCUGUAAAGGGCUUUGACUCCACUUUUCUGCUUCACUCUGUUCAGCAUUCAGAAAGGGUCCAUCUUUGCUAUUAACAAGUUUCAUUGUUUAAAUUUAAAAAAAGCAUUUAGUCCAGGUUUGUGUGAAAUUGUAUUUGAAGUAGCUUAAAAAUCGCAGUGAACUUCAUACAUGAUGAGAAUAUUACUGGUUCGUAUUUGUAAGGUAUAGUGUGAGGCGGCUGAUGUUUGUGGGCUUAUUUGUGUUGCGUAAUCCUGGUGACGUGUCCUGCUUUUCCCUGUUUAAGCCUCUUUCAUAAAAUCUUUGGUACAGUUUUGCCUCUUUGCAGUCAUGUAUUUGCUUUGUCUUUUAAUUUUAUUGAAACAGUUUUAGUGUAAAACAUAACUAUGUUUUAUCCCACUACUUGUGUAAUUUAUUUGAUAAGUUUUGAUAAAUUUCGUGAAACAGUUUUUACUGGCUCUUAUAUUUUAAGUAUUUUUGGUGUGAUGUAAACUGUAAUACCAAAUAAAACACUUCGUGUGA